Messenger RNA from Paramecium octaurelia, 511 nucleotides. NCBI's taxonomy places the organism in Eukaryota, Ciliophora, Oligohymenophorea, Peniculida, Parameciidae. The record is from the annotation of a GenBank genome assembly.
AUGCUUUAAGGCGAACAUCAAUUUUCUGAUUUCAUAGCUGUGAUAUUUGUUUAUGGAAUUAUUUUCAGCGAGUAUUAUGCCUUUGUAUUUAUUUUUCUACCUGCAUUUCUUAUUAAAGUAAUUCGUUUUUUUUAAAUAUUAGCAUGGACUUACUUCUUAUUUAAUUGGAAUUGAAUUUUCAAUAAUAUUCAUUUUCUUGAACUUAGCUUACAUCAUGAUUUAAUAUAUUAAACCAGGAUAUCCUCCAAAAGAUUUAGUAUUUAUUUUUCUAUAGAAAUAGGCCAAACAUUAUCAUGAAAGAACUUUGGAAGAGAUAAAAUAAAGAACAAGAAAAAUGACAGAGAAAAUUAAUAAACAUAGAUAAAGAAGAAUGUAAAACCAUAUUGAAUUGCACGAUGAGAAUGAUGAUGAAAUUGUAAUAAAAUAAUUUUAUAAUAUGGUUCCAGCGAUAUUAUCCAAGUAUUAUAAUUAGUUUCAUACUGCUUUAAAUGUGAUAACAUCAAAUUACCAA